AUGGGUGCUGCUUUGAGUUGCAUAGCGCUACCUGCUAUUGGAUCCGUUGGCACAUGGAUUGCUAGUUGUUUCUCGGCUGCAGCAUGUUCUUUAUUCUGUAAAAGCUGCAACUGCAACAACUCCAUUGCAACACGCAUCGGUUAUGCGAUUAUCUUUUUGCUCAACUCUAUCUUAGCCUGGCUUAUGCUUUCCAACUGGGCCAUCAAACAACUACAACGUAUCACGCUUGAUUAUAUGAAACUCGAAUGCUCCGAGGGAACAUGUUAUGGGAUCAUUGCUGUUCAUCGAGUAUGCUUUGCAUUGGUUCUUUUCCAUGCUUUAUUAGGCUGUUUACUACUUGGUGUACGGGAUAGUCGACAAAAACGUGCUGCAAUUCAGAAUGGAUGGUGGGGUCCAAAGGUUCUUUUGUGGAUCGCACUCUUGGCCGUAGCAUUUUUCAUUCCCAAUGGCUUCUUUAUGGUUUGGGGCAACUACUUCGCAUUGAUCGGCGCAGCCAUCUUCAUCUUAUUCGGCUUGGUGCUUCUUGUGGAUUUCGCACACAGCUGGACUGAACGAUGCUUGGAGAAUUAUGAAGAGAACAACUCAAGUAAAUGGAAAUACAUCCUUGUCGGUGGAACGCUUCUCAUGUUUGCGGGCGCUAUCACCAUGACUGGCAUCAUGUAUGGAUUCUUUGCCACGAAUAGUUGUUCAUUGAAUCAAUUCUUUGUCACUCUCAACUUGAUUCUCUGCGUCCUUAUUACAUUGCUUUGCAUCUCGCCCUCUGUACAAGAAGCCAAUCCUCGCUCAGGUUUAUCGCAAGCAUCCAUCGUUGUUGUCUACUGCACCUACGUCGUCAUGUCAGCUGUUGUCAACGAACCCAAUGAUAAGCAAUGCAAUCCUUUACGUCGUUCUCAAGGUCCACAAACAGCAUCCAUUGUACUAGGCGCUAUCUUUACCUUUUUGGCUGUUGCCUAUUCUACAAGCCGUGCAGCAACACAAGAUAGUGCACUUAUCAACAACAAGAGUCGUCGUCAGCAUUACGAGCCACUCGAUACAGCAAGCGCUGUUCCAUUGCAAUCAAAUCAAGUGGAAGCAGGAGCUCAACGCAUGAGCACCCAAGGUGGACCACGUGAUCAUUUAUUGGCAGCUGUUGAAAGCGGUGCAUUGCCACGCUCAGCCCUUGAUGAAGAUGAUGAUGAUGACUACGAUGAUGAUGACAAGGACGAUGAACGCUAUGGCUCCGUAUACAACUAUUCGUUCUUCCAUUUCGUAUUUGCCAUUGCUGCCAUGUAUAUUGCGAUGGUCUUGACCAAUUGGAAUACUAUCUCUAUGGAAAACAUGCAAGCGCCUGAUCAAGACGACAGCGACUUUGUUCGAAUUGGCCAGAGCUACACAGCCGUUUGGGUCAAGAUCGUCUCGGGAUGGUUGUGUCACGUCUUUUAUGGAUGGUCCCUCGUCGCUCCUAUUGUGAUGCCUGAUCGAUUUACGGAUUAUUAA
Lichtheimia ornata is the source of this 1476-nucleotide messenger RNA. RefSeq lists its product as uncharacterized. The record is from RefSeq and is a predicted model, not a curated record. The transcript has 9 exons. Bases 1 to 1476 code for a protein of 491 amino acids. Lineage: Eukaryota; Fungi; Mucoromycota; Mucoromycetes; Mucorales; Lichtheimiaceae. Gene Ontology annotation, cellular component: membrane.